This is a messenger RNA of Porites evermanni, 5513 nucleotides long. The record is from the annotation of a GenBank genome assembly. Lineage: Eukaryota; Metazoa; Cnidaria; Anthozoa; Scleractinia; Poritidae.
AUCUCAAGGGAGAACCGUUGGAAGAAGAGAGGUAUCGCACUGACACCUACCAAGUUUGGUAUUGCAUUUACUGCUACAUUUAUGAACCAGGUAUGAAGUCGCUUUAAGCCUCACAGAAUGCCUUUUUGGCCACAAAGAUAAAAAACAAUUUCUCUUGAUACGGAGUCGGCCCUCAAAACGUCCUUGUCCUAAGCGAACUUUUUGGCACUCUGUCACGCUUGCGCGAAACCCUAAGAAGCUUUUCGACGUUUAAGACUACCUAGGAGCAUAAUCUAAUAUUUCAUAGUUAAAUGGACGUUUUAUCAACGAAAGACUCCAUUAUUGAAGUCCUUUCUGGCGCAGAGAAUCUUUUGAAUGAAUGCUCGGGAAUUCCAUUAAGGACUAUAACUAGCGCCCAGAUAGCAUGAGAUAAUUGUCAGCCCUUCUGUUCGGUGGCUAACUGCAACGCAGGGUUUUUUCCUCAAAAUCAGUUUUUAAGAGCGCGAAGCCUCACACGCCCCAGUCUCACUCUCCGUUUUCACCCUCCCUGUACGACUUUCGUUUCACCGCUCGCAUGUUUUGAACUACGCAAAAACGGACUGUUUUGCAGUCUAGUUCGGUGCAAGUUUUGUUGCUUCUUGCGCAAAGCUGUAAGGAAUGGAAUAAGUGGUUUACGUACUCUGCAGUCAUAUGAACACAGACCUCAAACAUUGUCUUCGAAUAUGGAUAUUUAAACAUUUUUGUAUUUGUUUAUUCAUUCUAGGCUGGAGCCUUAGUUCAUGUUUAUACAGACGGAUCAGUUCUUGUCACUCACGGAGGAACAGAAAUGGGACAAGGACUACACACUAAAAUGGUGCAGGUUAGUGAAAAAUGGAUACUAAAGAGAUGCAAGAAAUGCUUGGUCAUGGGUAAAACCACUGACCGCUAUUGUGUACGGCAUCAAAAAAUCGUAAACAAAGGCUUAAGAAUCGCUUUUGACUUAUCAAAUUUCAUACUUUUUGGAAUUAAAAGAACUGAGGAACUUAAAAAUAUUCACCAAAAACUCUAAAAUUACACCAGAUUUCAAUGAAUCCUAUAGUUUUUUCUUCACCUCGAGAAAAAUGCGUAGUAUUGUAGCUGGGCCUGCUGUUUACAUAAUUUCCGGCGUUUGACACUGGUCACAGCUUGUCAUUUUUUUCUUGAAAGUGGUCAACUCGUGGGUUCUUAAUUGAUUUUCCCUCCUUGGCCUUUUGUAGGUAGCUUCUCGUUGUUUUGGCAUUCCAGUCUCCAAGAUUCACAUCACAGAAACAAGCACCAGCACAGUGGCCAAUACGUCACCCACAGCUGCCUCGGCAUCCUCAGAUCUCAAUGGCAUGGCGGUCAAGGUCAGCUAACCUGUGUGCUAUAUGUUUAUAUUUCUGGCAGCUUCCCUCUUAACAGUGGUCUUCGUAAUGCAAUAUAAUGAUUGUCAAGUGUAAUUUAUUCUACACUAUACUUUUUUUAAACGUUUAACGACACCUUGCUUGUUGGAAGUAUGACUUGGCCUCUUCUUUUUAAGUGUUGUGCGAGGAAAAUCUCAGACAAAUCCUUUCCUUUCGCUCAACAGCUGUUAACACUGUUUCUUUUUUUUCGCACAUUUCGUUGGGCGUGUCGCUUUGAAUGGCUGCUUCCUCUUGAAAAAAGUUUGGAGCAAGUAUAAACAUGAACCUACCGGUAGUGCAAGACGCUUUAAUAUGUGCGUGCCCGCAUCUGCUGUGAAUAAGUGCAUGCGUUUGGGGAUAAUGUCUUAAAUUUUCUACUGUAAUAGGGGCAAUACUGUUUGAUAUGGUUUUGCAGAUUGCAUGUGAGCAGAUACUGGAGCGGUUAAAACCUUAUCAAAUGAAGAAUCCUAAAGGAAAUUGGGAAGACUGGGUAAGUAAAUCAAUGGAGACAUGCUCAUCCCCUAGUCAGGCCUUUAAUUUGUUCACCAUUUUGUUCCGCCGCCAGUUGGCCAUCGUUCUGUUGGUCGAUAAGUCGGUGAUUGGCUCAGUUAGUUCAUAUUUAUCAUACAAUUAGCCAUUUUUUGUUAUUGCUUAACUUGCGUCAAGUUUAUGAUGACAAAAAAUCAUGUAAUGGUUUUUCAUUAACAGUUUCUUUGUCGUUGACUAGGUUCGCUCGGCCUACUUUGAUCGAGUCAAUCUCUCUGCUAAUGGAUUUUACAAGUAAGAAAGUAAAAGUGUUGCGUUUAUUAUUUUUCUAAUUGUUUAUUUUGUGCGCAAGAAAUGUCAAUUCACGCAGACCCACGGACAGUUAAUUCAAAAUCGGAAGUAAGAGAGUUUCCAUGGACAAUUCACAAAAAUACUGACCGUAGUGAAGAAACGCUGUGAAGUUAAGGGAUUCCUGAAUACAGAGCUAAAUAUCUUAGGGUUUUACGUGUAUAGCUUUGUACAGGGGUCGGGGAUAGACCAAAUAUUAAAAUAUUGGUAUUGUGUGAAGAAUAGUGCUGGAGUUCACUAACACUGGAUCGAGGGUUGUGUAGCGAAAUCCUUUGACAUACAAAUAUUGGACUCGACAGCAAUCUAGUUCCAGUUCGUUACAUAUGGUUCCUAGGCGUAUAUUUUUGUGGCGCCUGCGUUUUGUCUCUGUUCUGACUGAAAUCACUAUGGCUAACCUGUAAUGAUUUGUGUUACUGAUUGUAGUAGAGAAAUUUCAGCUCGCGUCUUGUUAAGGUAUAGUGGCAACGCUUUUUUGCUGCAGUUUCAGUUAAACGCAGCUUUGUUUGUUUGCUACCUCACAGAACGCCGGAUUUAGGAUAUGACUGGAAGACCAACACAGGCAGAGUUUUUAACUACUUCUGUUUUGGAGCCGCUUGCUCGGAAGUGGAAAUCGACUGCCUCACAGGAGAUCACCAGGUAGGAAAGCUACUGUCGCGCCGUGUUGAGAAUGCUACGUCACAUUAAUUGUCAAGUGCUGUUAAGUAAGCUAGGUCGUAAACAUCGGGUACAUUAUUUUGAGACCGCCAUGCAACACAAGAUUGUCAAGCGUUGUGAAAUUAACGACAUUGCUUGUUUACGCGACGAGGUAUCGUACUAUGUGAAGAGGUUAACUGAUCGUCACAAUUUUAGUCCCGGAGUUACUUUCCUGUACGUGUCACUCCUGUAGUUAUACCUAUAACUUUUAAGUUUUCUGUAAAAUGCUGGACCUUUUUUGCAUGGACGAGGUUGAGCAAAAUAUUGGGAUUUCUACUGGCAAGCAAAUUGACUGUUAUUUAUUCAGAUUUGUCCAACAGGUUCUUCGCACAGACAUAGUGAUGGAUGUUGGCAACAGUCUUAAUCCGGCUAUCGACAUUGGGCAGGUCAGACUUUUUAGUAGUCUUGGUCCCCGCGAAAAUACGUCAGUCGACAUACGUUUUUCUUAAGAGCAUAGACCUUUGUCACGCGGCGGUCAUUUUGUCUCAAGAGAUUUAAAAAGCUUUGGUUAUGCACGGCUAGUCUCGUAGAGAGAACGAGGCUAGCCGUGCAUAAACAAGGUUUAUUCUCCAAGUUUUUAAGGCACUACCUACGUCACGAGAAAAUGCGAGCUUCCCUUCCCUACUCCCCCAGGUAAUGUUUGAUUUGGGAUGGGAUGGGGAAUGAAGAUGGUUCUUGAUUGGUUUGUUCUCCGAAAGAUACCGCAUGUCACAAAAGUACCUCAAAAAAUUUGUCGCUGAUUUUCAACCAUUUGUUUUCAAUUUUAAUGUUAUUCUUUCCAGGUUGAAGGUGGCUUUGUCCAAGGACUAGGUUUGUUUACCAUCGAAGAAAUACGCUACUCUCAGACUGGCACGCCGUGGACCACAGGGCCUGGAGCCUACAAGAUUCCCGGAUUUGCUGACAUUCCAGUGGAAUUUUAUGUUCAUUUAUUGCGGAGUGCACCGAACGAAAAAGCGGUUUUUUCUUCAAAAGUACGAAGAAUCUUCAUUGAUGUUUAAACGCUUCCUUUUCAGUUCAUUGUCUAACAUUUUAAUCGCCCUAAGUCUAUGUGGAUUAUUAUCCUUCUCCGGCUAGGCCCGUUUUCCCUAGAGAUAGUUCAAUUUAUCGCAGGAUUGAGUCAGUUAAGCGAAGUUUUUUUCCCCAGGAACAUUUUUGAAACCGCAUAUUUUUUACGCGAAUAAUUCGUGUGAACGAGGCCUUAAACGAUCCGCAGAUCUGUUUAAAAAAGAUGCGGUUUUGGUGUGCGUAUUGACUGGUAUCUUUUGAACGAAAGGCUGAUUCUCGUAAAAAAAAAACGGAUUGGUGUGGAUGGUGCCCUAUUCUGUAGAUAAGGUAUUGGCAGGGUUCGCAAAUACGCCAAAUUUGGCGUAUUUUACGCCAAAAUUGUUGAGAUGACUCCACAGAGGUUACGGAGGGAGUCACUUCGACUCCAGAAAUUUUCGGUAACAAACAGGGAACCACUUCGACUCCAGAAAUUUUCGGUAACAAACACAGUUUUGUCCUUACCAACAAAUACAAUUUACGUUAAUUGUAAACGCUGUAAACCUUAAUUAAAUCAUCAAAAUUAAAGAAUUAUACCGCACGACAAAGCACAAAGAGGGUAAAUUACAUUACUCGAUGACCGCCUUCCCGCCAUCAUGGAUUUGAGCUUUCCAGGUCAGCGGACCGCCACAGCUACUUCGUGUAUCCCUCACGAUAGUGUAUACAUGCCAGGACCACUGCUGGAAAGUCUGAAGAUGGCUUUUUUCGUUGUGAUACUUGACUCCAAAUAUUCCAAAAUGACUCCAAAAUUUGUGAAGCAGAAGUCACAGUAACUCCACUCAUCAAUAAAAUUUGCAAACCCUGUAUUGGUAAAUCCUCGCUCCGAUUAGCUUCUUCUUCGAAGUAGGGUAACAUUUUAUAGGGUUGUAUGGCAUAAAAGAAAUCUUCUGGAGGCGAAAAAAGACUUGGGAAAAAUACAUUGAAUCUAAUAUCUUCUGAUAACAGUCACAUUUUAUUUUCAGGCCGUCGGCGAGCCUCCUUUGUUCCUAGCCUCUUCAGUAUUUUACGCUAUUAAAGAUGCCAUCAUGUUCGCAAGGUUAGAAGUCUUCUUUAUUAGAGCCCUAAAACUGAAACUCUCUCUUAUCUACCCUGAAACAAAUUCCCUUGUUUAAUGCUUUGCAUCGUCCUGUCACUUUUUUUCCCCAUGUUUUUCGUUUUUUGAAUCUUGUAUUUUAUAAAUUUUAUGUUAUUAUAAUGGAGAGCAGUGACAGAUAGGACGAAACUCUGUUUUCUUUUUUAGCCGCAAAUUUUGUUCAUCCUUUUGUUCUUUCUUCCUUUCUUCCUUCCAGUUUUUUCUUUCUUUCGUUCCUUUUUCCUUCUUUAUUUCAUAUUUAUUUAUUUCCAGUUUGUCAUGUAUUUAUUUAUGUAUUAUUCCACAAGUAUUUACUUUAAUUUAGUAUUUACGUGGUGAAUCCAUGCAGCUGGUUGCAUUUUGACUGUAAAAAUUUUGUUUUACUUCUACUCAUUUUUAGGCGCGAAUCAGGUGUUGAAGGAGUGUUUAGACUGGACAGUCCAGCUACUAGUGAACGCAUCAGGAUGGCUUGUGUUGAUGAAUUUACUAAGCAG